Messenger RNA from Clunio marinus, 3354 nucleotides. NCBI's taxonomy places the organism in Eukaryota, Metazoa, Arthropoda, Insecta, Diptera, Chironomidae. The record is from the annotation of a GenBank genome assembly.
GUCGAUUUAGUAAAUUCUGAUCAUUGGUACAGUUAACGUCAGUUAAAGAAAAAGAAAAAGAAUUUCUUUGCGCGGAAUCGUGUAGAAUAAAAGACAAUCAUUUCAUAAGAAAAGACAAAAAAAAAUUGCAUAUUAUUUUUAUUCAGCAACAGCUUGCAGAAUUUAAUCGAAAAGUGCCAUUAAGAAGCUUAAGCAACAAACAAAGUAAACUUCGAAAGCAGCUUUGAAAAUCAUGUCGUCACCACCGCCAGUUAAUCCUGUUACCACUGCAAGUGCACAAUCACGACGAGAAUCCUACGCGCGUAGACAAGAGUCUUUGAUAGAAAGGAAAAUUCUGAAGAUAAAUUGUGGGAAAAGAUUUUCGUUUGGACUUUUUACUGAAGUGAAAUUUUUCCAGAUUUUUCUACGGAAAUACUCGAUACCGACAGACAAAUCUGGCGAAAUUGUUGUAACAGUUCAGGGCGAUUUGACACAACAAGAAAAACGUGCAGUUUUCCUCACUGUUCACGAUCUAGGAUGCAAUCAUGCGUCAUUCCAAGAUUUCGUUAAUUCGCCAUGUAUGACUGAAAUUAAAGAGCGCUCUUGUUUCAUUCAUGUCGAUGUUCCAGGACAUGCAGAUAAUGCUGCAGGACUUCCUGAUAGUUUCGCAUUUCCAUCGUUGCAAACAUUAGGCGAGGAUCUUGUUACAGUCUUAGAUUAUUUGCACGUGAAAUACGUAAUCGGAUUAGGUGAAGGUGCAGGUGCAAAUGUGUUGGCCCGUUUUGGAUUGAAACAUCCAACGCGAUGUCUCGGAAUGGUUCUUAUCAAUUGCACAGGCUCGGCAGCUACUGUGUUGGAAACCUUCAGAACAAAAUUCAUCAGUUGGAAGGGAGAUGAAGUCGGACAAGGUGCUGAAGAUUUCUUGCUUUACCACAAGUUCGGACAUGUUUUUCACGAGCAAUUGGUUGGUGAUAACCCCGACAAGGAGAAGAUUGUUGCCGACUUUCAGAGCCGCUUGCACAGCACGCUGAACAGUAAAAAUAUCAAACACUACGUUAAAUCUUUCAUGACCCGAAAGGAUUUGCCGUUGAAAAAUUGCAAAGUUGAUGUUUUGCUCAUCACUGGCAUGCUCUCGCCAUAUGCAAGUGUAGUUGAAAAAUUACAUAAAGAUACCGACAAAGAAAAGGUCACAAUGUUGAAGAUUGAACGUGCUGGCGAUGUUCUUGCUGACACACCUGCGAAAGUCGCUCAAUCGAUUUUGUUGUUCUGUAAGGGUCAAGGAUUACUAACAUCAGUCGUUAUGCCAGGUGUUGAUCGCCAACGUGCAUUUUCAACUUCUAGUGGUGGCUCCAAUGGAGAGCCUCGACGAUUGUCCAGAGGUAUGAGUAUGGAGGAGUACGAUAAACCCAACAUUCGAAGACUGUCUGUCACACCAAAUGACCAGUUACCGCCAAUCCAAGCGAAAAAAUAAAUACAUUCAUCGCUCUCCACAAUUGGAUGGAAUCAACAACAAAUUAUUCAGACACAUCUCAACACGAAAUCGCGCAUGUAUCUCUUUAAUGUUUAAAUCGCCAACUUCACCUUAGGAUCUUGAUUGCUUGAAACUAAAUAUUUAAAAAAAAGCAGAACAUGAAACCGAGAAUUUUUUGGUAUCUAUACACACUGAGUAAAAGCUUCACUUAUAUAAGUAAAUAAUUAGUAGCAAGCGUAGACUUUCAACACAUAUAUUGAAUAAAAUUAUGUCGCCAAAAGAUAAAAUAUUAACUAACCAAUCAAUAUUACAAUUGAAUCAAAUGCCAAAUACAUGAAGGAAUUUUGGUGAGAAAAAUCUUUAAUUAAACGAACAUCGCUUUGGUGACAAAAAAAAACAGAUUUACAAGUUUCUUAUCUUCAUUGAGGUAAAAAAAAGUAUUUAAUAAUAAGAGUUGAGCAUUAGAAGAGUUUACCCAACACAACAUAAAGGAAAAUGAAUAGCAUGAUAUUUUAUAAGAUAUAAAGCACUGUCGGAGUUCAGGUGGAUAAAAAAAAGCGAGUGAAUGGGUGGUGGAAAGGUUUCGGAAAAGUAUUUGGAAAACCUGUUUAUUUACAGACUAAUCAAAAAGGUUAAAAAUUGAAGAAUUGCGCAAUUAGAAAGAAAAGUGAGAACAUCUCUUGGUGAUAAAUUAAUUUUUAUUUUCAUAUGUAUGUCAAAAAUUCUGAGAGGCUGUGCCUCUUGUGUUAUGAUUGUUGGAUAGUUGAAGCAAAAAAAGUUUUCUUGAAAAUCAAAUCCACCUGAAACCGACACAUACUUUAAAUAAUUAAAGAAAUUGAUAAUUAAAAUUAAUACACAUUAGAAGCAUUCUUUUUCAUGUCAUGAAAAGAAGUCAUGACUACUUCUAGAAAGAAAAGUUAAAUCAAAUUGAAAUAUUUUUUAGGCCUAAAGAAACUUUCAUUUGAUUUGCAAUUUUAUUGAAUUGAAAGAAAUAUUUUAAAGCAAUUUUGAAUUAGAAAUGAGUUUUGUUUUGGAUAAAUUGUAAGUUUUCUUUUUAAACAUUUAAUCGGCUAAUGGCCAUUAAACAGCUUUUCACUCUUUAUUAUUUGUUAAUUUCUAAUUCUGUUAGCAGAAUAUCUAAAUCUUACAAAGAAGUUGAAAGAUAUUAAUAACCACAUAAAUUAAUGGCAUACCUUCGACUGCCAUUUGCUACUGUUUUCUUCAAUAAAUAACAAAUAUCUAAAUAAAUAAAUAAAUAACUAAAGGUUUGAUAUCAAAUUUUCAUUCUCGUAUUCUACUUACAUAUGAUAUGUAGUUGAGUAUUUAGUAGUAAUACAGAUUUAGUUGUUGUCAACUAAAUAGUUGGUAUUAAGUAAGAAAAAUUUAUACAAAAGCAAAUUUUUAAGACGAAAGGAAAUAAACUAAAGAGAUAUAAAUUAAAGUACCUUACUUUACUAAUUAAUCAUACAUACUUACAUACAAAAAAGCAACGCAGAAAAUCCAUUGACACAUUUGCAUCAUGUUAAUUCUAUGGUUUUAAUUAAUUAAGCUAUUCAUUUCAUUCAUCUUCUAUUUAGUCAAUCAACAGUUAAAAAUAAUUUGAGAGCUAAAAUUUAACUUCAUUACAAAAUCGAUAUAUACAAAUUUGCACGCAAAAGAAAUUUAUUUUAAUAACUAAUUUAUUCCAUAAAGAGAAUUGAGAUAAAAACAUAAAUACCUAACUUUAAAAUAAAUUUUUUGAGAACAACGUAGCAAAAAUAAAAGCAAGAAACAAUUCAUUAAACUAGAAUGAACGAAUCUUUUGUAAUCGUAAGAUAAAAGUUUUAUAUUUCAAUUUAGAUAAUUAAACUUUCAGAUCUUCUAUAAUCUUUCGGGGUGUUUCAUUCAUGAAUUAUUUAUUGAGC